Molecule: messenger RNA, 2502 nt
Organism: Sclerotinia trifoliorum
Lineage: Eukaryota; Fungi; Ascomycota; Leotiomycetes; Helotiales; Sclerotiniaceae
Source: the annotation of a GenBank genome assembly
GUUUACAAGUGCAUAGAAGUGUUUCCAAACUUUGUAGAAAGAUUAUUUGGCCAUUGUUAAUCUUUACUUUAUGGUUUAUGGAGAGUUGUACUUAGAUCAAUCUCCAUCAGACUCGAACAUCACCUACUGUCAUGCGAAAAGUAUUUUGGAGGGGAAAUCACACUAUCAAAUCAACCUUUCAAUUCUUUCGGGUCUAUCCAAAAUGGGGCUCUUUGAGCCAAUACUCAACGAAACCUCGAAAAGGAUUUCUUGGUAAAAUCCAUAGCCUGCUGUCCAGACUCACAGCCCGUCGCCAAGAUGAAGGUCACAUCUCAAAAAAUAUGGCACAGGGAAAAAGUGACCAUUUUCAUGAGAGGUAUGAAAUUAGGAUUCUAUUUCGACAAUUUUUAUUGCUUUCUCAAAUUAUCCGUUAUUCGAGCUAGGCUCUUCUUAUAAAAUGUUGCUUUAUUGUUUAUUACACUAUUUCUUUUUGCUGAGCAUGCUUGUGUAUCCUUGUUGCGGCGCAGGAGCUGCGGUCAGGCAGUUUUUAGCCCAGUUCGUGAAACCCAAGAUAGUUCUGUCACUUUAAUUAAUCUUGAAGUGAGUGAUAGCAAUAAUGAUUUGAAUAUUGACUUCCUGCUGUGGGUGUCUCUACAUCGAUGUUAGUCACAAAUAUAUCAGAUCUGCAAAAGGUCAUGUUCCUUCGUAUGAGGCACAGAUGGUAUAAAUUGAGAGAUUGCCAAGAAGCAAACGGGUGUCAAAAGAUUUCCUACCCUGCCUUUUGUGUGGAAGAAACCCUUUAAAUAAUUCAUCAACUGGUCUCAUUUCGAUACGACAUCGGAACGGGAGGAGGGGGUCGCCGGAUUCAGAUUGUUUGCUGCAGGUAAAUCACGUCGACAACGAGAAUCUACAACCUCUUCUCCAUUCAUAUAACUCCCAUGAAUUUGCUGGGAUGUUGCACAAGACAAAUUGGAAGGCAAGUGCUAUUUGGAAUGUGAAAAGUCGGGGGCUAGAGUGAUAGGUUCUAGCGAAAAUGCCCUGAGCGGCGUAGACACACAUAGAAGCAGCCUGUCAUCGUUACAUCGUGCCUCUGUUGGACAAACAUUUUGCAGACGGGAAGUUUUCCUUGGAGAAAAAGUCAAUCAACUUGGAUCGAAUUCAAACCAAAUCUACUUAAAAGGUACGCUUGUUCCACCGUUGAAUACUUCUGGUUGCGUGUCAUUGCUAUUCCUUUCAAUCUUCCCAGCCGCAUUUCUAAGAUCUACCUCCGAAUCCUUUUCACAGUUCUUUUCCGCUUCUGGUUAGUCCAUCAGUUUCCCUUAGCGUGAACACUGGAUCAAGCGUCAAUUUUAAGGCUAAACCUACAUCACGUUUAUAGACCAUGAAUGCUAACAGAACAACGAAUAGAUCAACUGCAAAGACCCUUCCAGAAGCAUCAAGCAUACUUCACACAAUCAUGCAUAAUAUUGAGUCUCUUGCCACCGAGAUUGGAGGAAUGGAUGUUGAUACUGCCCCCGCAAUCAGUCUCACCGACACUCCCAAGGCUAUCAUCAAGCUUAUCGACUUGCUGGCUCGCAGUGAUCUCCCUACUGCCCCGCCCUCUAUCUACAUUGAUCUCGAGGGUAUCCAAAUUGGCCGCAAUGGUUCAAUAUCUAUCAUUCAAGUCUAUUUCCUCCCAACCAAGGAGUCAUUUCUCGUGGAUGUUCAUACUCUUCGCGAGCAAACAUUUUCCACCCCAAACAAAUCUGGCGUCACAUUAAAGUCUAUCCUGGAAUCCCAGCUCAUACCCAAGGUUAUCUUCGAUGUCCGUAAUGACUCUGAUGCCUUAUACAGCCACUUUGGCAUCAAGCUUGGAGGCGUUAUCGACCUUCAACUCUUGGAGCUCGCCACUCGUUCUUAUGGCCGAGAUUUUCUCUGCGGGCUUGCAAAAUGCAUGGAAAGGGAUCUCAUGCAAACUCCGGAAGAACUCAAAGUUCGAGGCGCCAUAAAACAACGUGGAAUAGAAAUCUUCGCGCCGGAAAAGGGGGGUAGAUACGAGGUCUUCAAUGAUAGGCCCCUUGACCCAGCGAUCGUGGAUUAUUGUGUUCAGGAUGUUCAACUCUUGCCCGAGCUCUGGGAAGUCUAUAAUGCAAAACUUAGUAAGCUGCACAAAAGAUGGGUUACCAAAAUUGAGCAAGAAACAAAGGCUAGGAUUUUGUUGUCUCAGAGCGCAGGGUAUAUUGGGGAAGGUCGGCAUAAGGCAAGAGCGCCAAGCUUGUGGUAGAGCAUUUUUGAUGGACGCCUUGUGUGCAUACUACAUCUUCAUACUCAUUGGACAAAUUCAGUGGGAUCUUCUUUCCUCACCAUUGACAUUAUGGUUCGUUUUCAUGGCCAAGACCAAUCUAAGUGUCAUGGGAUUUAUUGUCACUUGUUUAAUCUUUUUAUUUUCCUCACAGCACGAGUGAGUUCAUUUAAUGAAGUCGGAAUUAAAUUUCCAUAGAGUUAUCAUAUGGAAAUGACAAUGAAAUUUGAACCUGUUGGAUG